Molecule: messenger RNA, 1947 nt
Organism: Megalobrama amblycephala (Wuchang bream)
Lineage: Eukaryota; Metazoa; Chordata; Actinopteri; Cypriniformes; Xenocyprididae
Product: zinc finger BED domain-containing protein 4-like
Exons: 2
Coding region: 40-1947 (635 amino acids)
Molecular function (GO): DNA binding; protein dimerization activity
Source: RefSeq, a predicted model, not a curated record
CUGUUUAUUAUUAUUAUGAUUCUAAUGAUGACAUGAGUAAUGAUACAUGGUGAUAUUAUUAAUACACAUGCUUAUUCUUUCUCUGUCUCUCUGUCUGCCCUACAGAUGGCUGAAAAAGGUGAACGCUGUAGCAGCAAAGUGUGGGACUACUUCAGCAAAGAUUCCUCUAAUGCAGUGUUCUGCAAUAUAUGUGCAGCUAAUGUAAGCCAGGGGUCUAUCAAAGCGAAGCAGAAAAACACUUCCAAUUUGUGGACUCAUCUGAAAACCAAACACAGUGAGCAAUAUAAAGAGGCACAGCAGGAGAGUGAGGUACAAAAAACUCUUUCUGUUAGAACACAGCAGCCUACCCUGUCACAAGCAUUUGAUAAGGUACUCAAAUGGGGUCCAUCAGAUCCAAGGGCAAAAAACCUGGACAAAAAAGUAAUGGAGAUGAUAGCGACAGACAUCCAAGCUUUUUCUGUGGUGGAAGGUGUGGGGUUUAGAAGGCUGCUGGCUGCUGCAGAGCCUAGGUACACUCUGAAGACAGAAAAGUUUUAUCGCACAGAUAAAUUGCAUCAUGUGCAUGCAAAAGUGGUGAUCAAGAUAAAGGAGCUUUUGGCUGUUGAAAAUGCAAAGCAUAUUGCAUUUACAACAGAUUGUUGGUCAGGGUCCACUGAGUCGCUAAUGAGCUUGACUGCUCACUUCAUCGAUGAAGAAUGGAACAGGGUGCAAGUUGUCCUAAAUGUGAAAGCCAUGAGUGGAUCUCACACUGGUGAGUACAUUGGACAGUUGUUUUUAGACAUGCUUACCGAGUGGGAUAUAGACAGUGAACGUGUGCUGCUGGUGCUCAGGGACAGUGGAGCCAAUGUUGUUAAGGGGAUGAGGUUGGUGGAGAUGCCUGACCUCAGCUGCAGUGCUCACACCCUCCAGCUUGUUGUGAAUGAUGGCCUCCAGGCACAGAGAGCUGUAGGUGACAUCCUGGCCAAACUGAAGAGGUGUGCAACCCAUUUUGGUCAUUCAGUCCCUGCCAAGCAGAGGCUUGAACAAAUUCAGAAGGAUGUUGGUCUAACUGAACACCGCAUUCUCCAGGCAUGCCCAACCAGAUGGAAUUCUACAUUGCAUAUGCUCCAAAGGAUGCAGGAGCAAAAGAGAGCACUGACAGUCUACUCUGGGGACUUUGGACAUUUUACAUGUCCAAGUGUGGAGGAGUGGGACCUGGUUGAAAAGCUGAUCAACACACUGGAACCAAUUGAGGAAAUUACUCUAGAAGUGAGUAAGUCUGAUGCAUCUGCAUCAUGCAUCAUCCCCACCAUUGAGGUUUUGAAAAGAUUUCUGGAGACUCAGGGUCCUGAAACUAGAGGAAUUCAGACUUUGAGGAAGGUCAUGCUCGACAGCUUAACCAGAAGGUUUUCCAAGAUUGCAGAGUCCAAAGAAGCAGUGCUGGCCUGUGUGCUGGAUCCUCGCUACAAACAGCGUCCCCUCUCUGACAGCACAACCAAGAAGGCCAAAACCUGGCUUGAAAAAGAGGCAGACAAACAACAUCAAGCAAGCUCAGCAGCCACUCCUAAGGAUGCCGAGGGAUAUUCAAAGAAACCUAGGAUGGAGAAGUCCCUAGACCAGAAGCAGAGUGUGCUUGACCAUCUCUACGAGGACAUGUUGCAGAGCCAGCAAACAGUGACAGGGGUGUCUGAGAGUCUGAACGAAGAGCUGGAUCGGUAUCUUCAAGAGCCCGUUCUUGAUCGCAAAACAGGUGACCCCCUGCAGUGGUGGAGGCAAAACGCUGGCCGCUUCCAGACUCUGGCUCCAUUGGCCAGGAGGUUUCUCACUCCUUCAUCUGUCCCUAGUGAGAGGGUAUUCAGCACUGUGGGGGCCAUCUAUCAAGAUAGGAGGAGCUCUCUAACAGGUUCCAAGGCAGAGAUGUUGUGCUUCCUGUACUACAACCUGCCACUUCUCAACUGGCAGUACUAA